Aspergillus versicolor CBS 583.65 is the source of this 810-nucleotide messenger RNA. Its product is annotated as class I SAM-dependent methyltransferase. Gene Ontology annotation, biological process: sterol biosynthetic process. The record is from RefSeq and is a predicted model, not a curated record. Lineage: Eukaryota; Fungi; Ascomycota; Eurotiomycetes; Eurotiales; Aspergillaceae. Gene Ontology annotation, cellular component: endoplasmic reticulum. The transcript has a single exon. The coding region runs from base 1 to 810 and encodes 269 amino acids. Gene Ontology annotation, molecular function: sterol 24-C-methyltransferase activity.
AUGACUACAUACACAACAAACCACGCCCCCUCCGUCCUAAAAACACACAGCUGGCGCACCGCCCAAAACUCCGCCCCCCAUCUCCUUCCCCACCUCAAGCCGGGCCUCAAAGUCCUCGACGUGGGUUGCGGGCCGGGAAGCAUCACAGUUGACCUCGCUCAACUCGUUGCCGGUAAUCCCAACGGACAUGUCACUGGUAUUGAAUAUGUACCUGACCCGCUGGACGAGGCUCGCGCUCUUGCAAAGGCUAGAGGGUUAGAUGCGAAUGUGGACUUCCGCGUUGGAGAUGUGCACGCGCUGGAAUUCGAUGAUGAGUCCUUUGAUGUUGUGCAUGUGCAUCAGGUGCUACAGCAUAUCGCGGACCCCGUGCAAGCGCUGCGUGAGAUGCGGCGGGUUGUGAAGAAGGGGGGUGUUGUUUCUGUGCGCGAGUCGGAUUCGAUGUCGUGGUAUCCUGAGAAUGCAGGGAUAGCUGGCUGGCUUGAGUUGACGGGGAAAAUGGGCAGAGCUAAAAGGGGGCAUCCGCAUCCUGGACGGUAUAUCCAUGUUUGGGCUGUUGAGGCGGGGUUUCAGAGAGAGAGGAUUGAGAGGAGUGCGGGGACGUGGUGUUUUAGUACCCCUGAGGAAAGAGAGUACUGGGGGGAGUCGAUGGCGAAGAGGAUGGAGAGUUCUGGGCUGAGUGAGGGGGCUGUGGAUGGGGGGUUUGCGAGGAAGGAGGAUCUUGAGGGUAUUGCCAGGGGGUGGAGGGAGUGGGUGAGGGAGGAGAAUGGCUGGUUUGGCCUGAUGCAUGGCCAGAUUUUGUGUUGGAGGUAG